GAGGGUGCAGCUGGAAUCUGAAUUUAUCUCCACCUCUGACGAUCAGAUGUGAGGUGAGCCUGUGAUUCGUUUCUGGAGGACACACCUUUUAGUUUUGCUUGAAUGAAAAACCCCCGACGCAUCCUUGUGAUCAGAACGUUUUAUCCUUUUGAGUCAUUAGGUGCAUGCAUGAAGGGGGAAGGGGUUGGAAUUGCUCUGCCCAGUCCCAGCCUCUGAAUAUUCGACUGCCUGCCUGUACAGAGAUUAUGUGGCACCUACAAGUGAUAUUACACGUGAUCUUAGCUAAAACACCAAGAAGCAAUACAAGAGUGUCGGUUCCCUAGAAGUCUUUGUAUGAUGUAUGAGUCAUGGUGCCCAUGCAAUUUAUACUGAGCACAGACCAUCAGAUGGGUAGGUGAGCAACAGGAGAAGGGACAUGGAUUGUGAUUUUCAUUCUAUCCUAUCUAGACUUAGGCGAGGAUUUUGGAGCAAACCUUUCUUGUCCAUAUCCUGGAUUUUAAAAAAAUGUUUCAUCAAUUCAUUGCUCCCCCCCAUUUUUUUUUACUGCUUCCAUCCACCACCCAGAUUUUGAUUGUGCAGAGAACUCAGGUGUAUGUUGUGAUAUCACAAUGCUGAAUGUUUAUGAAUCCAUUUGGAUGUGUUUUUUAUUGUGCUUUAAUGAUGGUAUCAGGUUGGUUAUACAUCUCACUUUCAAUACUCUUUGUGGCUAUAGUUUUGGGGUGGCCCCACUGUUUCAUUUCCAAUCAGUUCCUAUCUUAUAAGCUCGUGCUGAAAUUCCAUAACUUUUUAUACCACAAAAGUUCUGGUUUAUUUCCCCCCCCACAGAACCACACACUUUUAUUGUACUAUAACCCCUCUGAGCAGCAGUAAUGUGGCAAGAUCAGGGAAGCAUCACAGGACAAAGCAGAAUAAAUCUACCACUGUUGUACUAUUAUUGUGUCAAUAACAUGUUGCAGAAUACAUCCUCAAUAAAACACCUGUCUGGAGGGACCCCAUGUCUGUCUGGAAAAACUGGACCUGUAGAAACUCCCAACUUAAUGAACAUUAAAGCUCCUAACACCUUAUUUUCCUAUUGCAUUUGAUAGCUAAAAGGACCACAAAUGUUUCAUUCUUUCUCUCAUUUGUUGGUUGCCCCUGGAAACCCUCAAGGACAAAUAUUUGGAUGCUACUACAGUGCAAAGCAACUGAAAUCAUAACCCAUUGUGGCUGAUAACUCGCCGGUUCACAUGGCUUUGACUGGAGACUAGACAAAUUCAUGGUGCUUAGAUCUAUCAUUUGCUAUUAAUGGUUUGUUGUUGUUGUUUAGUUGUUUAGCGUGUCCAACUUUUUGUGACCCCAUGGACCAGAGCAUGCCAGGCACUCCUGUCUUCCACUGCCUCCUGCAGUUUGGUCAAGCUCCUGUUGGUAGCUUUGAGAACACUGUCCAACCAUCUCGUCCUCUGUCGUCCCCUUUUCCUUGUGCCCUCAAUCUUUCCCAACAUCAGGGCCUUUUCCAGGGAGUCUUCUCUUCUCAUGAGGUGGCCAAAGUAUUGGAGCCUCAGCUUCACAAUCCGUCCUUCCAGUGAGCACUCAGGGCUGAUUUCCUUAAGAAUGGAUAGGUUUCAUCUUCUUGCAGUCCAUGGGACUCUCAAGGGUCUCCUCCAGCACCAUUAAUUAAUAGUUUAGGGAUUAUCAAUGGCUUUUAAUCUAUUCACACUGAAAUGGAACAGGUUCUGGAGCUCCUCUUAAAAGGCAAUCCAUAUCUAUUGCAAGUCCCUUGGUUUAUUAACAAACUUGGACACAGUAGGCGGAUUGAGGUGGAUUUGUUCCAAGCAUUGAUGUUCUUUUUUGAUGUACCAUCUGUUGGUACAGCUGGAAACGCAGAAUGGUUUUUUUUCACCCUGAGAUGAUCUAACAGGUAUCCCUACAUUCCUUUCUGCUGCAGUAUGAAGAUGUGCUUGUUUGCUGGGUGGGGGAAUCAAUGGGGAAAAUGUGUUGCAGUGCCUACCCAAUGCUUACGCAUAAGUAUCAAACCACCUUAGCUGUAGGCAUUCAUUAAAAUGUCAGAUUGACAUCUCUCAGGGUUGAAUGACUCAGUAACUCAUUAACGUAGAUGGCUUUAUACAGCUUCAAAGGGGGAUCAGAGAAAUUUAUGGAGGAGUGGCCUAUCCAUGGUUGUUAGUCGUGGCAGCUAAAGAAGACCUCCAGGUUCAGAGAUAGUAUGGAGCCCAGAGAUGACCCAAGACAUUUUGCUACCUGAGGAAAAGAACAAGGUGAUACCCCCUUCCAAGGAUGGGGAACCCUUGUCAACCCAGAGGCCACAUUCCCUUCUUCCAAACAGUGAAAAUUCACCAGCAUUUUAGUUUGGAUUUAUUCUGCCCCCUCACCAUCUGCCAGCUAAAGCAGCCUCCUCAGAGUGCCCAACGGUAGGGUCAGCCUUGAUGGUGACCAUAGAAAGUUAUUGCUAGUUGAUGUAUGCAAUACAAAGCUAGAUGCAGGGAUGAGUAAUCAGACUGUUUCUGGUCCAUGCUACUUAUAAAUCAUUUCAGCACCAUUUCUAUAUUAAUCUGCAAUUGAAAUAAACUGACAAAAAUUUGCUUUGGAAGCUAGACAUAGGAGAGAAAUUAAAGGACCACCCAGACCCUACAAUCAUCAUCUGAGGCCCUUUCUCAUGUGCUGCCUCCAUGAGAGGUCCAGAGGGUAGCAACAUGAGAGAAGGCCUUUUCCACAGCUGCUCCCUGUUUGUGGCCAUCUAAGUUGGUGACCAUUUUUGCAUUAUUUGAGAGAGACUUUCAUACAUUGAACUAUGCACUGUGUGAAGAAGGACCUUUUCCCUGCCCCAAAUCUUCCAAAAUUCAGCAUCAUUGGAUUGCCCUGGUUUUAGUAUUAUGAGAUAGGGAAAAAUUGUUUCCCCAGCAUCAUGUAAUUUAAAUAUUUCCUUAAAGUGGGUGGAAAUAGGCACUUUUGAUAGCCUGAGCAUUUAUUUUUAAAACAUGAACUGUGGUUGGAAAUAGUUACAAUUUUGUAUUUUUGGAUACUGAGGGCAUGAAAAAACCAAACAUUCGAUCUCAUCUAGCCUAGCCUUAAGAGGAAGAGGUAUCUGUAGAAAAGAGACAUGCAGUAGCUUCCAGCCCUUGAAAUUUCACCCAGAAAGCAGAAUCUAUGAUGCUCUCCACUGACACUGAAACACCACUACUGUGCCUUAGUGGUUACAGAAAUUUCGAUCAGAGCAGCAAGUAUAGACUUCACUCACUGUCUUAGGCUUCAUUGGUGUCAAUACAUUUAUGCAAGCUGAAGAGCAGCCCUUGAUGGUAUGGAGAGGAGUCCGUCCUGUAAAGGAAGAAAUAUAAGGGUGUAUCCAGGUACUGGCAAACUCCUUCCCCUUCCUUCUGAUCAAAUGCUUUGAUGUCAAUCACACAUCUACAAGUGAAUUCUUCUAGAUAACAUAGGAUUAUACCAUAGAUAUUGCCAUCAUUGUACCAUUGUUUCAGAGGCAAAAACCUGGUAGUAGGGUUGCCAACAUUGAGUAUCCUCUGUUUCUCUGCCUUUAAGAAUCUCAUGGUCUGCAGGCAUUCAGCUGAUCAUAUACCUAUUUUUAUUUAAUUUUAUAUAUCACCUUGAGAUAUGUGUGGAAAGUGAUUGGUUAAUUAAUUAACCAAUCAUCAUUCUCAUAUCUGCGCAGUGAAACAUUUCGUCUAUAAAUUUCUGCAGAGCAGAGUGCUGCUAAGACAACAUGAGCGGAUAAGACUCGUUUUUUUAAUGAGUGGUUGGCAACCCUGAUUGGUAGGAUUGGCCUACUGUUAUCAGGAACUGCAUCACAGCAGCCCACCUUGUUACCACUCUUCUUUGCCCUAUAAAUUCUCCACCCUCUAGUCACUUGUCUUGGAAAACAUGGACAACAGGUUGCAUUUAAUGAGAGAGUGAACAAGAACAGUGUACACUGUGAAGUUGAUCAUUUUCACCACUCCCUAAGGUCCCACUCCUUUACUUAUUGCUCCACCCAGCAGUCUAGGUGCCACCCCCAGGUGCUUGGCUCUGCAUGGAUUCUUGAAUAUGGAUUUCUAUUGCAGGCUGGAGUUCCAAGAGAAUCUCAGCUCUGAGUCUCCCUCAUUCCCCCAACAUGCCCCAGAACAGAGCCAGAAACUCUGCCAGCCUGAGAGCUUGAGUUAAUUCACUCCUAUUAGAAGUCAUGGAAGAGAACCAAAGAUAAAAAUGAAAAACAAUCACCCCCCCAACCCAACACACAUUUCUUCUCCCCUGGCUUAAGAAAUGGUGAUGGCUCCACCAUGAGUCUCCACCUCCCUCCCACACUCUGUAGGAUUGCUUUGUAGAAUGCACUGGAUUACUCAAUAGCACUCCAUAAAAUCCAUUUCUACCUACCUGUGUGAUAAUUCUGGGAGCUUUGUCCAUUAAUUGCUGUAGAAGUUGGCUGUGGUUGCCUUGUGUUGAUGUGGAGAAAACCCAUUUAUAUGCUCCGAGAAAGGCUUCUUUCUUGGUUAUUUAUUUACAAUAGCACUGGGUAUACCACCAAUUAAUGCAAUAGGGCGUGGUGGCGUACAUGCAAUAAAAUAAAACACCAUAAAAACCAUAGGAAAUUAUUGUUAAAAAGACUGGUUUGGAAAAAAAAGUUAAACAGUCGCAUAGGCCUGUCUGCAUAAAAAGGUCUUCAAGAGACACUGGAAAAUCAAGAGCUAGGGCAGCUGCCACAUCUCUGUUAGAAGAGCAAGGGACCAGUGACACUAAAUGCCUGGCUUCUAGUGGAGGCCAGCUGGGCCUCUGUAACAUGGGGACAACUAGCAGUGCUCCUUCCGAUGAUCUGAGUAAUCAAGCUGCAAGGGCUUACGUGGUCCUGGGAUAUAUUACAGGAUCUGAGUCGUGAGUAACCAUAAUCACUUACCAAAAUAAACCAUCUGCUUGUAGCAUGACUCCCCUGAGUGCAGUCUGCACGGACGUCUCCAUUUCUCGCACCCUUUACCUGGGAGCUGAUAUGCACACUGGGAGCACUUGAUGCCAGCAACUAGGGGAAGAGGAACCAGGAAGUGAACUAUGAACUUUGAAAGAGAAUCAGCUGCUAAACUGACCUGGUCCCAGAGGACAAGAGGGCACUGUUCCUUUUCUACCUGCUUGCCUGUGGUGGGUGUUACUCCGUUACAUGUGGGUUGUAAAACAGGCUUAACAUACAAAAAUAAUCCGCUUGAAGGGAUGGGGUAGAGAUGCAGUUCAGUUUGCAUUUAAAGCCCCCAAAAUGGCAGUGGUGUGAGGCAGGCAGCAUGAGCAGGGGUUGGGGGGAGGUCUAGGGGGAAGGGAUGCAGUUUGGCCAAGACGUAAGGGGAAUUUGGCAAGGAUGGUGGGAAGGGUGGGGGGUUGGUGAGUGGUGAGGUUGCAGAAGUGGGAGUGGAAAGAGGGGUGGCCAAGCAAAGAGGUUGGGUGAGGUGCAAAGGGUAGGGGGUUGACAAGGGGGUAGGGCAGAGUGUGGAGUUAAGCAGGGUCAGUGAAUGAAGCAAAGAAGGUGCAGAGCCCCUAACAUACCUGAAAUUUCACUUUUCAUUGGUGAAAAUCCAGUCCGCACCUCUCCCUAUUUACUUCCAAAUUUGCAUCCAAUAAAAUCAACUGGUUUUGCCUCUAUCUUUGCCUCCAUGAAAAAGUCAAACUAAAUAAUAAAAAUUAAAUAAUUGACUAUACCAGGCCUUGGAACCAGAAAUGAACCCCGUCCUCACUUGAAUCACACAUCCACAAGAGAAGCUUCACAGUUGUGGCAUGGAAAUUUAAUACACAUUAGUCAUCUUUAAUGCUAUAACCAUUUGAAGGUAAUUCAGCAGUAACACAGAACUAUGUAGGGCUCUGGUAGCAACAAAAUGAUUACAUGAGCAGAAGAUGACCCAUUUUCUUGAUAUGCCAUUCUGAACAUGCUCCCUCAGCUGCAACUGGUGCAAAGCUUAUUCGAGCUCCUGUAACAACAUUGGAAUCAGGUAUACGCUGAUGGAGAAAUGCAGAGAACUGAAAUUAAUACUGGGGUGGGUAGUGGGUGGUGAAGAAAUGGAGAGAAACCAAAAUGGACAUGUUGGCCCAUCACAGACUUACCCAACUCAAUGGAUAGCAACACCCAGAACACGAUAUUCAGAAGCCUAUUCAUGCUGCCCCUUCUGCCUUCAUGUCAGCACUGCGUGUGAGGAGAGUACAACUUGAAUUUAUCUCCACCUCUGAGGAUCAGGUGUGAGGUGAGCCUGUGAUUGGUCCACAGAGGACAUACCUUUUAGUUUUGCUUGGAUGAAAAGCUACGAGCAUAUCAUUGUGAUCAGCUGAUGCAGAACAUCUAAUCCCUUUGAGUCAUUUGGCGCAUGCAUGAAGGGGGAAGGAAUUGAGGUUGCUCCUGCUCUGCUUAGUCCCAGCCUCUGCGCAUUCAACUGAUUGUCUGUACAGAGAUUAUGUGCCGCCUACAAGUGGUGUUGCACGUGAUCUUAGACAAAACACCAUAGAAUUCUUUGUAUGCUGUACGAGUCUUGUUGCCCAUGCAAUUUCUACUGUGCACAGGGCACUUAGAUAUAUUUGUUGGAUAUUCUUUCUGUGUGAGAGAGAAUCGUUUGUCCCAGAAACAGAGAAGAACAGAAAAGAAGUUUCAAGAGGCAGCAGAAGGCUGAGAUUGUUUUGUCUAUGCAAGGACAUUUUCUGUGGGAACUGUUCUUUGGACAUGUGGAGUGUGACAGGAAGUAAUGAUAACAAUGGUUCCGUGUAACUUGUUGUGAGUCUCUUGCUUGCACCUUGCCGUGAGAGAAGCAGAGAGAGAGAGUCUUGGACUCUUGUUGGACUCUAAGCAUGCCUUGACCAUGGCAGUGGUGAAUGUCUGUAUAUAGUUGCUACCAAUAUGCUUUUAUACCUGUCAAGUAACCUCCACACUUGACUGAAUCUUUAUGGUGUCCAUGAGUGUUUAUUGCCUACUGUGUGUAGCUUCAACCCCGAAGACGCUUCCAAGGAAGGAGCUGCGUUGAGAUGUAACUUUGCUGAGUAUAGCUACUGGCACACAUGGGCAGCGAAAGUGAUGCUGGACCCAAUCCUUCUAAAUCAUCCAUCGGAGGUUGAUGGAGUGAUCCAACACUAUUGGCAUUAUUUUCUUUUUUAAAAUAUUUUUUAUUAGUUUUCAGUUACAACAAUCCAAUAAAAGCCUCAUUAUAACAAUGGCGAAUUAUAAUACCAUUAAUAAUGCCAAUCAUUCAAAAGCCAAAUUAUACAAUUUACGUGGCCCCUCCGUGUGCUAGAAUGGAUGGUUUGAUGAUUUACUUUAUUUCUGCAUUCUUAUAAAUUUCCAUUUCACUUCAGUCAGAAUAACAAGCUCUUAUAUCCAACUGCAAUUUUAACGACUUCCAUUCGCAUUAACUCAUUAAUUUAUUUAUUGUCCUACAGGUGAAGCAUUCAAACUCUCUCUUUGUUCUUCUUGUGUGUGGCAAUUAUUCUGUCCAUGAUGUUUCUUCCUGUCCUUGUAAUAUAUUAUGUCUAUCUUUUGUCAGUUGUUGCUGUUAUCCAUAAUAGACAUUAUUUUCAGCUCUCCUACCCCACUUUCUCCUUCCCCCUUGAUGAUCAGGUCAGGUGAAGACACACACACACACACACACUUAUGCCUCUCCCUGCCUCUUUCUCUCUCUCAUGCACACAGACAGCAUGUACACUCUUCCAUCUUUCCCUCUCUUUUCAUGUGCAAGCAUUGAUAUUAUAUAGGGUGAAUUCUGCUUGCCCCUUAUUUGGGUGGGUGGCAUUGUGACCUGGUUCUGUUCCCCCAUCACAAUCUCCUCCACUACACCUCAACAAGCAGGACAACCAAGUAAACACACAGACCAAAAAUACAUACGGUACUUCUCUCUCUCUCUCUCUCUCUCUCUCUCUCUCACACACACACACACACACACACACACACCUCCAUUUCUCUCUUUUGCACACAUUCAAGAGACACCAUACUGUCCUUCCAGUUCAACACUUUUGACGUCCUCCUUUUCCCCAUCCUCCUUUUUUUUUUUGUCAAGAUAAAAGUUAGCCUGCAAAACAUAAGGCUGUGGGCUCUCACCUGGUGUGUAGGUAAACAGAGUGUUUUGGUCUUAGAUGGGGCUUUGAUCAGAAUCAAUAAGCAACUGUCUGUGUUGUUUGUUCUUGAACACAAGCUCAGAUCCUCCCAGGCCUGUCCUUUUGGUGACUCCCACAGAACAAAAGCAAUGAAGAUUAUACCAAAACUCACACUCUUUCAACCUCAUCCUCGGUGUUACACCGCGGAUGAAACUCACAUCCCCUUACUAUUUAUGUAUAUGACAACAGCAGCUAGGAUAUCAUAUGCACAGAAAUGGAAAGAAGAGAAGGUUCCAGUGAAGGAGGAGUGGCUUCUGAAAGCAAAGGACUAUGCAGAAAUGGCAUAGAUGGAGAGAUGUGAUGAACUGAACAUAAGGAGGGAAAAUGAGAAACUAAAAUUGACAGAUCCAUGAAAAGCAGACCACUGCCUCCACCAAGCACAAUUCGUUGCCAGCUAGUUCCAAAACACUGGCAGGUUUUGUGCCAAAAAAAUUAGUUGCACAAACCGUUCCUUUCAUUCUACAUCCUGAAUAUAGUUGUCGCUUCAGCUCCUUUCCACAAUGAUGAUUUUUUUUUGGAAAGAGAAAAUGCCUCUGUGUGAAACCACAUCACACAACAACUGCACAAAGGAGAAGUUCCCAAGGGCCCAUGGGUGUGUGUGUGUGUGUGUGUGUAAUGUCCAAUGCACCCAUGUUUCAAACAAUGUUCUUCAAGGAAAUCAGAAUUCUAUAUAUUGUAUACAACUCACUUCUACUCAGAGUAGACCCAUUGAAAUGAACAGACCUAAGUUUGUCAUGUUUCUUACUUCCAGGGGCUCUGAGUAGGACUAGUAUUGGACACAUCCGGUAAUAUUUUAAUAAUGUUAAAAACAAAGUCAAUGGACGGGAAAUUUAUGGAAGCUCGUCUCCGUCAUGGUUGUUCUGGAAAGAGAGGCAUGAUAGGCAAAGAAUGUCUGCACACCAGGCAUUUUCUAAUUAGGAUGUUUCUACUUUGGUACCCAAAGUGAUGCCCUCCAGAUGUUGCUGGAGUUCAGUCCCCAUCAGCUCCAGUCAGUAUAGUCAAUGGUUGGGGAUGAUGAGAGCUUGAACUUUUGAAGGGCACUGUGGUGGCUACUGUUUUUAGCUGCUAGUUUUGAAAGCUAGUGAUGGGUGGCCUGCCCCUUGGGUACCAAGUUGUAAGUAAGCCAAUAAAAGUUACUAGCCUGAAUCAAUCAACCACUAGGGGUCUAGAGGGGUGAAGAGUUGUGUUCCUCCUGGAGCAGCCCACUCAUUCACUUGCAUGGAACCCCAUGCACUCCCCUAAAAGCCAACUCUUCUCACCUACAUCUACUUAAAUGCACCAAUCCCAGCUCAUUACACUGUGCUGUUAACUGCACAGUUGCAGGGGUCAGUUGAAAAGUUGACAGCCCUUCACAAAAACAAGAGCCAUUUGUUUCAGAGACUAACCAUUCCUGUUGCCCCUCCUUUGAUCUUUAGAAAGGGAUUGUUGUACCUGUGUUAAUGUUUAAUGGAUCUUUGUACACUGCUCCAGGUCAGCCCUUCAUAAGCAUCCUGGCUAAAUAUCCAGAACAAACCUGGUGCGAGAGUUCCAAUUCACAGCAUGAACAAGCUUUUGUCAGUCGGGUUAUGGAUCCUGCUUGCCUUUUCAAUGGGUAGGUUUCUAAACAGGCACCACCAGCAACUUCAGAGUCCUUAGCUGACCAUAUUCUUUAUGCUUGUACGUAUGCUUGUCUGGAAGGUAUGAUUCCUGUUUUUAACUGAUGGGGUUGUUUUGGGUUGAGCUGCUCAACAUACAACUUGCUGGAGACUGGAAAGCAGAGGUGAGUAGUUCUAAUAUAUGCAAGGAACUGAGCUCAUCCUGGACCCACAAGCCAGCUUUAGUUUUUGCUGAUCACCCCAUAGAAAGGAACUAUCUACUUUGUGAAAGCACACCAAGAGCAUAGCAGUUUCCAGAGGGCGUGCUAUGUUAGCCUGUUGCAACAAAAACAGACUUGUGGCACCUUAAUGACAUGUUGACUUAUUUUGGCAUCAGGUUCUGCAGAACUGUGUCCACUCAAUUGGAUGGAUGGAAAAUUAUUAUCUGCACAGGAGGAAAAGAAUGUUAGCAAUAAGGUCAGAGGGAAAUUUUAAAAAAUGCAGUUCAGUAUAAUUGUAUUAAAGUCUCAGUUUAAUCAAAGGUGGGUUGCAGCAGCACUUCCACCAUAAAAUAUAUAUUGGAUAGAAUAUUGGUCCCCAAAUGCAUGUUUGCAUUCAAGGUUGGUCAUGGGAGGUGCUAUUUUUCUAGAAAAAGAGGUUCUGGAGCUCACCAUUAACUUCUCCCUUGUUUUCUGAGAAGUGCUGGAGCUGAGCUCUGACUGGAAAAAAAUAUAUCUGGUCCUGGGCAAGAAAAGGUCAAAAACUGCUUAGAAAGGUGAUACUAUGCUUGAUCAGCCAAUGGACCUAUUUCCUAUAAGGCAGCUUACUGGACUCCUAUCAAACUAAAUGAGGAAUUGUUGGGCUUUGCUGGAUUAGGGGACCCCAGAGUUGGGCAACCUGUGGCCCUCCAGAUGUUGUUGGACUCCCGUCAGUCUCAGCCAGCAGGGCCAGUGAUCAUGCAUGAUGGGAGUUUGAGAUCAGCAGCAUCUUAAGGGCUGCAGGGUCUCAAUUCCUGGGGUAGAAAGCUUCUGUUGGACAAGGCACUGAUCCUAACAUUUUUUUAUAUCAAAGACUAAAAUCAAAGUGACUGGGACAGUAGACCUGCUUCAGGAGAGUUAACUGUCCAAGCUGCCCCUCAAGCUGCAGAGCCUUUGGCCCACUGGCCCACCCGCCCACCAAGUAUUCCAGUUUGCCAUGCAAGACCAUUUUUGUGAAAACCACACCCAUCUGUCUGUCAGGUGGUGUCACUCCAUUGGGCGAGGGUUGAUGGGGGUAGUCAAUUCUUGCAGAAAGCAGGACUGAAAGUAGGAGAUUUAGGUGUAGUAGGUUCCACGGUGCCACUGCUGUCUAACUUUGAGGUUGUCCAUCCACUGCACUCUCUGUCCACUCACCUGUAAAUCUCCUGGUGUCAUGAUGACAUGGGUGGUCCCACCACCUGUAAAAGUUGGCCCAUGGAGGUGGUGUUGGAGAUAAAGAACUGACCCACCAAGCCAAAAAACCUCCCCUCCCUUUGCUUUAAGAGCUGCAGGCAAUGAAGAAAUCAGCAACUGUUCAAAGCAUGUCUGCACAUCAUGACCACUGUUGAUUACAGUUUCAUUUGUCAACUGAUGGGUCAUCAGGCAAACAUAUGCCAUGCUGUUUCCCAACUCUGUAUUUAUCUACCCUCCUCUCCAGUCAACAGCCUCAAAUGCUACACCUGUUUGUUUGAACUUAAGAAUGGCACCUGUCCUUCACCAAAGCCUCCCUGUAUAGCACAAUCUAGGGAGUCCUGCUUCCGGCAGAAGCUUUUUACAGGUAAGGUGUGUGAUUCUUGGUCCUAAUGGGGCUUGCUUUGGGACUCUGUGUAUCUAUUUAUUUGUACUGUCCAGAAAGGAAUUCUUAAAAAGAUAGUGAAUAAAUGUGCCCCUUGCUCAAUACCAAGGAUGGGGAAUCUGUUGUCCUCCAGACAUUGUUGGACUCCAACUCCCAUCACUCCCAGCCAGCAUGGCCAGUGCUCAGGCAUGAUGGGAGAUGUAGUCCAGAAGCAUCUGGGCAGCCACAGGUUCCCAUUCCUGCUGCAGAGACUGGAGUGGGCCAGCAUUUUUUUAGUCAUGCCCACAACAACAGGUCUUCUUCUUUCAACAUCCACUGCUGCCCACAGUUGCCAUGAGAACGUAAGAAGAUCCUUCUGAAUCAGGCCACUGGCUCAUCUCGCUUGGCCAACCAGAUGCCUGUAGGAAACCCACAAGCAGGACCUCAGCAGAAGAGCACCCUGCCCUCCAUGGUUUCCAAGAAUUGACAUUCAGAACCAUGGUUGUCUCCAACCUUGGCAAAGCCAUCAUGGAUAGUAGCCAGUGUCAGCCUUCUCUUCCACGAAUUUGUCCAGUUCUCUGUUAAAGCCAUCCAAGUUGGUGACCAUCACUGCCUCCUGUGGGACAUUGUUCCACAGUUCACCUAUGCGCUGUGUGGAGAAGUGCAUUCUUUUAUCUGUCCUGUAUCUUCCAGCUUCAUUAGAUGUCCAUGAAGUCUAAUGUAAUGAGAGAGGGAGACAAGAGGCUGCCAUGGUGAGACAGGUGGGAUGGUAGGUGAGGCCUGGGCAAGGGCACAAAGCUCUCCGAGGCGGACUGACCAAUGGAGGGAUAAUAAUAAUAAUAAUAAUAAUAAAAAUAAAUUUUAUUUAUAUCCCGCCCUCCCCAGCCGAAGCCGGGCUCAGAGCGGCUAACAACAAUAAAAUAGUACAACAUUCUAAAAUAAUUUCCUUAUAAAAUUAAUUCAAAUCAAAUUGAUGGCAACCAUUGGGCUAGAGUUCUGUGAAGAUUGCCAAGGAGGGGGUCAGACUGUGCCCUGGCCAAAGGCCUGGUGGAACAGCUCUGUCUUGCAGGCCCUGCGGAAAGAUGUCAAGUCCCUCAGCGCCCUAGUCUCUUGUGACAGAGCAUUCCACCAGAUCAGAGCCACAGCCAAAAAAGCCCUGGCUCUAGUUGAGGCCAGCCUAACCUCUCUGAGGCCUGGGACCUUCAGGAUGUUUUUGUUUGAAGAUCGUAAGUUCCUCUGUGGGACAUACCAGGAGAGGCGGUCCCGUAGGUACGAGGGUCCUAGGCCGUAUAGGGCUUUAAAGGAUGGAGGCCAGUGGGUGUGCAGGUGAGCGAAUAAGUGCCAAUCUGGCACCUGGAGGCCCCCGUCAGCCAGGCAGCCAAGCCACUUGCUUGUGUGUCUGGCUAGGCAGUGCUGUGCUCCUGUGGGUGCACAUGCAGCCACCCCACCUCUCCCAGCCAACUUUGUUCUCUGAGCCUGGAGAGCCAGAGGGAAAGAAAUUGACCCCCCCCCCCAGGUUCAGGGGCAGUCCACCUCUGAAUUUUGAGGGUGCUGAAUUUUGUCAUUUACCAUAGGUGGCAAAAUGUAUUAGUCUGGUCCUGUCCCAGAUUUUCAGUUGGACAUAUAAGCAGGCAACUAAUAGGAACUAGAUAGGAAGUCUGCCUUCUUACAGGGGGCUCACUGAUUUUUCUCUUCCUUUCCAGAAUCUGUUCUCCUUUAUACUACAGCAGGCUGUGCCUAUGACUGCAGGGAUGUAAAUGGAGGAAGGCACAUUCAUCACGUCAACAAAUGCUGCACUACAGAAAUGUGCAACUCUCCCUAGGCUUGGGAUAUGUAUGAAUGGGCUCCAUGCAUCUUCUGCCAGAUUUGAAGCAAAAGAUUCUUUAUUGAUUUCAUGCUAUUGUCAUCUGUUUUUCCUGGAAACCUCUCUUAUUUGAAAUACCUUGGAAAAAAAAUCAACCUUUAAUUACCAGAAGUGAAGAAAUUGUUGCUCUAAAAUUUAAAUGAACUAGGGCAGUGAUGGUGGAAAUUCCUGGACAAAAUUCUCUCCAUUCAAAGCCAAUAGCAACAUUUUCAUUUAGGGUUGAAAAACAUUGGAGUUUAACUGAUGGAUCUAUUGAAACCUUACUCAAUUGGCUGAAAAAUAAUAUCUGAAUAAUUUGGAAUUCUUUUCUUUGUAAAAAAGUUAAUUAGUUUUAAUGGAUUGUAUUCAACUAUUAAGGAACAGAAUUUGUGCUCUGUCAAUGGAGCUUUCCUUCUCACAUUACAACCCCAAAACUAUUUUAAAUAAAAACUCUUAUUAAAUCAAACAAAAUGUUACAAAAAAGUUGUGAAUUUGCCCAAACUCCCCACCAGGUUAGAAAGUAAAAAUGCAAGAGUGGGGGCUGAAGGGGAAGGGAAGGCUAGGAUUAUGCAAGCCACCUUUGUCUGCUUCUGCUAAAAGUCUUAAAAUGGAGUGUGGGAUCAGACAACAAUGUAGACAGAACGACACUAGAUGGACCAAUGGUCUGACUCUGUGUGAGGCAGCUUCCUCUCACAGUGGCUUUAAUGAGAUGAAUCAUGGUAUUUAUAAACAGUUGCAUAUUUCGCAUAGACAGAGCCAGUCCUUCAGUUUGGUCCUUUGCAUCGACCACUAAUAAACCCUUCAAUGGGUUUUAAGGUUUUCAUGCAGGCUGGUCAUGUAUUUCAAUGGAAAAGUGGAAGGCUUUAAAAACAGACAAAUAAAUAUCAAAUCAGCA
Messenger RNA from Podarcis lilfordi (Lilford's wall lizard), 14191 nucleotides. NCBI's taxonomy places the organism in Eukaryota, Metazoa, Chordata, Lepidosauria, Squamata, Lacertidae. The record is from the annotation of a GenBank genome assembly.